AUGAGCGCCCCUUUGAGCUCCGAAGAGCGUCAACAGUAUACGGCCAUCAUUGACGGCAUCCUCGCCACUGCCGACCUCCAAACUAUCACGCGCAAGAACAUUCGGCAAGGUCUCGAAACUUCGCUCGGCGGCAAGGAUCUCAGCGAGCAAAAGAACGCGAUCAAAAAGUUGAUAGAAGCACGUUUUGACGCUGUUUCGGGCGCUAAUGCUGACGACGCACCGGCCUCGCCGAUCCCCGCGCCGACGCCGAGUAAGCGCUCUGCUACGAACGGGAACCACGAUCGCUACGAUUCCGAUGUAUCGGCCGGCUCUGAGCCUGCGAAGAAGAAAGCCAAGCGCUCGUCGUCUGUGGAGGAUGCCGACGCAAGGCUAGCCGCCCAGCUGCAGGCACAAGAAAACCGCCUGGCCCGAGGCCGCACCACACGCGGCGGUGACAAGCCUCGCGGCACCAAGAAGCGAGCUCCCAAGGCGAAGAGUUCCAAGCGCGCCCGUGAUGAUGAUAGCGACGUGGAUGGCAGCGACGCGGCUCCCCCGAAGCGCAAGGCUGGUGGUGGAUUUCAAAAACCUUUUAAUCUGAGCGAGAGCCUUUCCGUCUUGUGCGGAGAAACACAGCUCUCACGCCCCCAAGUUGUCAAGAAACUCUGGGAGCACAUCAAGGCAAACGACCUACAGGACCCGAGCGACAAGCGCCAGAUCCUCUGCGAUGAACGAAUGUAUGCUGUUUUCAAACAGGGUAAGGUGGACAUGUUCAAGAUGAACAAGGAGAUCGGAAACCAUCUAUAUCCGGUCGGGGAGGAAUAG
Messenger RNA from Cordyceps fumosorosea ARSEF 2679, 801 nucleotides. RefSeq names its product SWIB/MDM2 domain protein. Gene Ontology annotation, biological process: transcription initiation at RNA polymerase I promoter; nucleolar large rRNA transcription by RNA polymerase I. The transcript has 4 exons. The record is from RefSeq and is a predicted model, not a curated record. Lineage: Eukaryota; Fungi; Ascomycota; Sordariomycetes; Hypocreales; Cordycipitaceae. Gene Ontology annotation, molecular function: RNA polymerase I cis-regulatory region sequence-specific DNA binding. Gene Ontology annotation, cellular component: RNA polymerase I upstream activating factor complex; nucleus. The coding region runs from base 1 to 801 and encodes 266 amino acids.